AUGCUUCGACGCAGUCUGGCGCUGCGGAUCGGCGCGGAGGGCGGCAUAUUCAUCUCCGUCGUGAAGGACAAGAAGUACCUAGAGCACCGCCUCGCACUCCUGGGUAAAGCGGACCCGACGAUGCAGCCAAAGCCGCUAAGCGACGAGGCGGUGCAGCGCUUCACCUCCUCCGUCAGCAGCGCGGAGUCGCUCUUCAACAAGGCUGCCGGCGCGCAGCCGUCGAACAUCGUCAACGAGGCAACAGGUGUGCCGAUUGGCAGCACGCAGCUCAACCCGACGCGCUACGGCGACUGGGAGAGCAACGGCCGUUGCCAUGACUUCUGA
Molecule: messenger RNA, 324 nt
Organism: Trypanosoma grayi
Lineage: Eukaryota; Euglenozoa; Kinetoplastea; Trypanosomatida; Trypanosomatidae
Exons: 1
Coding region: 1-324 (107 amino acids)
Biological process (GO): mitochondrial respiratory chain complex II assembly
Cellular component (GO): mitochondrion
Source: RefSeq, a predicted model, not a curated record